AUGAAUGGGGAUAUCCUUGCAUUCCAGGAAAUGUUGCAAUCACAACUCUCAAGCACUAGGUCGACAAGCUUCGGUAUACGUGACCUCUAUGAGAUCAUGAUUGAAGCUAUCGGACGUGAUGAGAUACAGUUUAUCAAAGCACUUUUCUGUCACAGCUUACCUAUGAAUCAGCUGCACGCCUUGCACGCAACAGAGGCGAAGGCCAAGAAUGCCCUCCAGAUUUUCCUUGACAAUGGAUGGGACAUCAAUCAACCAAUGGGCGAGCUUAACCAGUUCUCGGGUGAGUCCCAGAAUUUGAGCGCCUCGGAAUUUCUCAAACGUCACAGCUCAUUGGAUUUUACCUCUUUCAAUUAUGCCAUUGGAGACGAAGAUAUGACCGCGUGGCUUCUUCAUCGUGGAGCAGAUCCGAAUCGUCGGUGUAGUAUUGACCUCACUCCACUCUCACAUGCAGCUGAACCCGCCGCGAUAUCUACGAUCAGGCUUAUGCUAAGCUGUGGCGGCGAUGUUAAGAAAGGGCAGCUUCUUCAUCAUGCAAUUGAUCGACAACCGGAUGUUAUCGAGGUUCUACAACUCCUCAUCGAAGGAGGCGCGACUAUCAACGCAACCAUGUAUCAGGACGAUUAUUCUUCUUGGAGACUGUUCUAUUUUAUGCCCCUAGGCACAGCCCUACACAAAGCAGCUGAGCUUGGAAAAGUGGGUGUGGUCCGAUAUUUGAUCACUAAAGGAGCAGACAUGAGAAUUACAGAUGCCAAUGGUUGCACUGCCAAGGAGUGUGCGGACAAGUUAGGAAAGAGGGAAGUAAUACUGCCCUUUGAGAAAGAACAGUAG
This is a messenger RNA of Penicillium egyptiacum, 828 nucleotides long. Lineage: Eukaryota; Fungi; Ascomycota; Eurotiomycetes; Eurotiales; Aspergillaceae. The record is from the annotation of a GenBank genome assembly.